AUGGCUCAGCCAGCAGAGGGCUACCCGGCUGGCGGGCCAGCUCCUGCUGCAGCAGCUGGGCGGCGGAGCCGAGUCCCAGCUCGAUUGAUAGUGGGGCCAACCUCGGCAGUGGUCACCGAGGUGAAUGACUGGGCUGAUGCCAGCUUGCUGCUCUUCCACGAGCCCAUCCGAUUGGACCUUCUGGAGCUGGACCACGUCAUGUCCCCCGCCUUCUAUGAUGGCCUCUCUGGCUGGAAGACGGGCCUCUUCUACAAGUGGUUCAAGGCCUACUUCCACCCCCUGGUGUCCCACCAACUUCAGAUCUUUGCGACUAAGCGGUUCAAAGUUGCUGCCAACCACGUCAUCCUGGCACAGUCCUUGCAAGAGCAGCGGCAGGCGGCGAGCGACCUGCGCGCGUAUAUCAAGGAGCUUCUGACGUGCAUCACGGAGCACCUGGCGCGGGUCGAGAUGGCGCUGCUGCCUGUGAUCCGAGAGUACUUCUCAGAGGAGGAGUGGCAACAGCUGGCGCUCAAGGUGUUGUUGGGCCCCCCGGGGAAGCGGCUCCGGUCGAAGCAGCUGCCGUGGAUGCUGGCGGCGCUGCGCGUGUGGGCGUCCCCCGACCGGGUGGCCGCCUUCCGAGCGUCUCUGCCCCGCACCACCCGCUUCCGCCUCGAGUACUUCUGGUACUGCUCCUACGUCAACGGGGCGGCCAAGCGGCUCCGGCUCAUUAAGAACGACUACCUCCCAUGGUGACCCACCCACGCGAGAGCGAGCCCGUGGGACAGUUUUUACAAGUCUCGCCGGCAUUGUAAAUACAUAGGCACGCAAACGAGCCGCGACUACUAGAUCGACGAGCAACGAGAAGCGUCGCCUGUCAGCAUAUGCACAUGUAGAUAAAAUGAAGAACAGUGCGUGCUUGAAGCGAGAUGAGGGACUGUUGGCUUUGAGAGUCAGCAGCGGCGACCCUAUUGUAGACCUCAGGCAGAUCCCGCGGCAACUUGUUUCUGGUGUUUGGCGAAUAUGAACUUCAUGCCGCAGCGCUUCGACCGGUCUGCCCAGCUGAGAGGGGACGUCACGUUGUCAAUAGCGAAGAAGACGUCCAGCAUGAUAACACGAGACUCGAUCGCUGUGUGGUACCCGGCCGAUCAUGUAAAAUUGGCUUGAAAGAAGUAGCUAAUGAGUAGUCCACUGUGAGCUGAUCGGUUUCCAAGCGACCAUCGAGAUUUUGAGAACAAUUUGGCAACGAUGUAUUUUUGUGAACGAUUACAUACGAGUCCAGCAGAUGGCGCGCUCGUGUGGCCGGCGCGCUGCAUCCGCCUUUGACUCUCCAAAUUUGCGCAAACGGAACCAUAAAAAGCCCUUACCGUACACGGUCCAAAAUCAGUGGGUUCGACUUCUUUGUACUGGGCCCGCUGGUCGUUUCCAAGAAGGCUCAGGGCAAUUGAAUCGCACCGUGCCAUGCAGGCUCAUCUACAUUAG
Molecule: messenger RNA, 1458 nt
Organism: Klebsormidium nitens
Lineage: Eukaryota; Viridiplantae; Streptophyta; Klebsormidiophyceae; Klebsormidiales; Klebsormidiaceae
Source: the annotation of a GenBank genome assembly